UAUAUUUAGAUUGUGAGUAGGAAUAUGUCAUUUUUCUCCCUUCUCAAUAUUGUAGUGUAUUAUUUUUCCCAUUGAGUACUAAAGAUACUUAAAUAAGUAAUUUUAAAAUAUAUACUAAUGCUAAUUUGGUCAAUAAUACAGAUUCACAAAAUAAAAUAACUUACAUACUACAAAACACCAAUAACAAUUUUUACUUAAAAUUACACAUUUAUAAAUAAAACGUUUCUAUUUUAAAAAUUAUAAAUAUUGUAACCAGCAACUUUUAAGGAGCUAUUAAUAUAUUAAGUAUUUCUCAUUUUAUAAAUUAAAUAAAAUUAUAAUUAGUAUUAAAGCUUACCAGGGAAAUAUUCAAUAACAAAACAACAUGCCUCUAAAUUUGCAAGGUGUAAGACAAUACCUUAAUGAACUGAGAAAUUCUGGAGGACUUCACAGAGAUCAAGCAGAAAAAUAUCGCAAUGUUCUUACAGAGAUACUAAAGGCCACAGAUGGAGAAUUAGCAGAGUCCCUAAAGGCAUUUGUUGAAGCAAUUGUAAAUGAAAAUGUUAGCUUAGUGAUAUCCCGACAGCUGCUCACAGAUGUUAGUGUCCACUUGGCCAGUUUACCAGACAAUGUCUCAAAAGAAGUAUCACAUUUUGCUCUUGAUGUCAUUCAGCCCCGAGUCAUUUCAUUUGAAGAACAGGUUGCCAGUAUUAGACAACAUUUGGCUGACAUAUAUGAGCACAAUCAAAACUGGAAAGAAGCAGCCAAUGUUCUUGUUGGCAUACCUUUGGAAACUGGCCAGAAACAAUACUCCGUCGAUUAUAAAUUGGAGACAUACUUGAAAAUAGCCCGCUUAUAUCUAGAGGUGGAUGACCCAGUGCAAGCUGAGGCAUUUGUCAACCGAGCGUCGCUGCUACAAGCCGAAACUACCAACGAACAGUUGCAAAUUUAUUACAAAGUAUGCUACGCGAGAGUUUUAGAUUAUAGAAGAAAAUUCAUCGAAGCUGCUCAAAGGUAUAAUGAACUAUCAUACCGCAAUAUAAUACAUGAAGAUGAAAGAAUGACGUGCCUCAGGAAUGCACUUAUCUGCACGGUGUUAGCGUCAGCUGGGCAGCAAAGGUCUAGAAUGCUCGCAACACUCUUCAAAGAUGAAAGAUGUCAACAACUACCGGCAUACUCAAUUCUAGAGAAAAUGUACUUGGAUCGUAUUAUUCGCCGAUCGGAAUUGCAUGAAUUUGAAGCUCUUAUGCAAACACAUCAGAAGGCAACUACAGCCGAUGGUUCUACGAUUCUGGACCGAGCAGUAUUCGAGCAUAAUCUACUGUCGGCCAGUAAACUAUACAACAAUAUAACGUUCGAAGAGCUGGGAGCACUACUGGAGACGCCACCGGCCAAGGCAGAAAGAAUCGCCAGCCAUAUGAUCAGCGAGGGCCGAAUGAAUGGAUACAUUGACCAGAUCAGUUCUGUUGUACAUUUUGAAACCCGGGAGAUUCUGCCACAAUGGGACAAACAGAUACAAAGUCUGUGCUAUCAAGUAAAUAGCCUCAUUGAAAAAAUUGCCGCCGCCGAACCAGAAUGGAUGGCUAAACUCAUGGAGGAAGAAAUGAUACAGUAGUUAAAAUCGAGCACUUUUCUUAUGAUUAUUAGAUUAUAUAAAUACAAUAUACUAAACCAUGGUAAUAAGCUUCUUUUCUAAAUGUGAUUUGAUUUUUCCUAAUAAAUUAAAACAGUUACUUUCA
Molecule: messenger RNA, 1718 nt
Organism: Achroia grisella
Lineage: Eukaryota; Metazoa; Arthropoda; Insecta; Lepidoptera; Pyralidae
Gene: CSN4
Product: COP9 signalosome complex subunit 4
Exons: 9
Coding region: 365-1594 (409 amino acids)
Cellular component (GO): cytosol; COP9 signalosome
Source: RefSeq, a predicted model, not a curated record